AUGCGCUGCGAUGCGCGCAACCAGGUACCAUGCUUCCGCUGUCGUUCCACCGGCCGCGAUUGCAUUUUGGACCCAAUAGACGAUGGAGGGCGUCGAAAUGAACGUCGGAGAAAGACUACAACCCCAUCCGUACGAGGGCAUGUCAUCACUUCUCCGGCGGAUCAGCGCAAUGGUUUACAUACUCCGGCAUCGAGGGAGCGGGAGUAUUCUCCCGUCUCGGCCCGAGAUACUACUUUUAACACUUCAAUUGACUCCCUGCCUGAAACUACCACUUUGGGAGCCCAAGCCCCGAAUCAUAAUGGGCCCGAAUCGCAGCAAUUAAGCCCCAACGAUAUGAUGGCCCCGGUGUCGGCGAUGCACUCCAUGUCUGUGAACUUACUAGGGUCUAAUACUAUUUUUAUAGAGACCUCCACCAAAGGUGAUCCGAAAAGCGAUAUUAUUGCUCGAGGAAUUGUGAGCGAAGAUCUGGCUCGUGUCUUAUAUGAUCGAUUUACCGGAGGAAGCAAGAACUUCCUGCCACUUUUCGACCCAAUCCGUGACACCUUCGACUCCAUCCGGUCCCGUUCAUUGUUUUGCUUCACGGUGAUUAUAUACCUUGCAAGCCGCGCUGUAAUGGACCUUCGCAGCGAUACGCAUAUACAACGCGUACUACAAGACGAAGCACAGAGAUUAGCUGAGGAUAGCUUCUUUGAGAGGCCUACCAAGCUUGAAACAGUUCAAGGAAUGAUCUUACUUGCUGCCUACUCCGAAAAAACAUGGUUCUCCACGGCGCUCAUUCUACGCACUGCCCUAGAUUCCGGGCUGGAAAAGUCGCUCGACACGUUAUUGUCCCAGGAGAAUGUGCCGCGCAGUUCCCUCGCUGCUUCCAUAGCCGACCGCCAGCUUGUGUGGCAGACCAGAACCUGGCUUAUUACCUUCACGCUGGAGCAGGAUGUUGCUUCGGGCACCGGCCGCAAGUCUCGCAUUGCCGAGGUCGAUGCUAUAAAGCUACGGAAAUUUCUGGACUAUCCGCUCUCUCUUCCUUGCGAUAUGCGAACGGUAUCUAUCAUUGAACUUCAUCAGCUACGAGGUUUGCCUGAAUCUUACUGA
Messenger RNA from Penicillium lagena, 1089 nucleotides. RefSeq names its product fungal specific transcription factor domain-containing protein. Gene Ontology annotation, biological process: regulation of DNA-templated transcription. Gene Ontology annotation, cellular component: nucleus. The record is from RefSeq and is a predicted model, not a curated record. The transcript has 4 exons. Bases 1 to 1089 code for a protein of 362 amino acids. NCBI's taxonomy places the organism in Eukaryota, Fungi, Ascomycota, Eurotiomycetes, Eurotiales, Aspergillaceae. Gene Ontology annotation, molecular function: DNA-binding transcription factor activity, RNA polymerase II-specific; zinc ion binding; transcription cis-regulatory region binding.